Messenger RNA from Lacerta agilis (Sand lizard), 2754 nucleotides. RefSeq names its product RAS protein activator like 1 (gene RASAL1). Lineage: Eukaryota; Metazoa; Chordata; Lepidosauria; Squamata; Lacertidae. Gene Ontology annotation, biological process: negative regulation of Ras protein signal transduction; regulation of GTPase activity; intracellular signal transduction. Gene Ontology annotation, molecular function: GTPase activator activity. The coding region runs from base 109 to 2553 and encodes 814 amino acids. The transcript has 22 exons. The record is from RefSeq and is a predicted model, not a curated record.
GCUGCUGCGGCUGGACGGCCGUCGAGGAUCGGCGCUCCAUGCAGCCCGCGGACCGUCGGUGAGCGCUGCUGCACCGGCCGCCGCCAGUGCGCCUCCGCCGGCCUCGUUAUGGCCAAGAACACGUCGCUGCACUUCCGCGUGGUGGAGGGAAGGGACCUGCCGGCCAAGGACGUGUCUGGCACCAGCGACCCUUAUUGCAUCAUCAAGGUUGACAAUGAGGUCGUGGCAAGAACUGCCACAGUGUGGAAGAACCUCAACCCUUUCUGGGGGGAGGAAUAUACUCUGCACCUUCCAAUGGGGUUCCACAACCUCUCCUUCUAUGUUCUGGAUGAAGACACCAUUGGGCACGAUGAUGCCAUUGGCAAAAUCUCCCUCAGCAAAGACUUCAUCUCAUCUCACUCUCGGGGAAUUGACAGCUGGAUCAACCUGAGCCCUGUGGAUCCCAACGAGGAGGUGCAGGGGGAGAUCUCGGUGGAGCUGCAGGUGGUGGAGGAAUCCCACAAGAGGGUGCUGUGCUGCCAUGUCAUUGAAGCCAGAGACCUUGCUCCACGGGACACCUCUGGAACCUCAGACCCCUUUGCCCGUGUCCUGUGGAAUGGGCAGGUCCUCGAAACAGCUAUCAUCAAGAAAACUCGCUUCCCGCGCUGGGAUGAGCUGCUCGAGUUUGUCCUGGAGGAAGGGACCUCUGGGGAAACGCCGCUGAUCGUAGAAGUGUGGGAUUGGGACAUGGUGGGCAAGAAUGACUUCCUGGGACGGGUUGAGUUCUCAUUGGAUGCCUUGCAGAAGGCCCCUCCCAAAGGCUGGUACCGCCUGCUGCCUUUCACCGGCACAGAGGGAGAUGCAGGGGGGAAGCUGGGGGCGCUGAGACUGCAGGUGCGACUCGCCGAGGAUCGGAUCCUCCCCUCCCGGUACUACCAGCCACUCAUAGACCUGCUGGUGGAAUCCGUCAUGUGCCCAGCAGAGGAGAAGGAGGACGUCACACCCUUAGCCCUGCUGGAAGAGGUCUGCUCAGUGGAGAGUCGCCAGGACGUAGCCACCAAAUUAGUCAAGAUCUUCCUUGGCCAAGGCUUGGUGGUGCCUUUCUUGGACUAUGUGAACCUCCGCGAGGUUUCGAGAACUACGGAUCCAAACACCCUCUUCCGUUCCAACUCCUUGGCUUCCAAAUCCAUGGAGCAGUUCAUGAAGGUGGUGGGGAUGCCUUACCUCCACGAGGUGCUGAAGGCCAUCAUCAACCGAAUCUUCGAAGAGAAGAAGUACGUGGAGCUGGAUCCCUGCAAGAUUGAGCCAAGCCGGACCAGGCGAAUCUCUUUCAAAAGCUCCCUGUCCGAGGCCCAGAUCCGAGAAAGCAGCCUGGAGGUGCUGACAGGAUACCUGGGUGACAUUGUGGAGUCCAUCGUGAGCUCUACGGAGAAGUGUCCCUCCAUCAUGCGAGUGGCUUUCAAACAGCUGCACAAGCGAGUGGAUGACCACUUCCCGGAGGCAGAGAAUCAGGAUGCCAAAUACAUUGCCAUCAGUGGGUUCCUCUUCCUCCGCUUCUUUGCUCCGGCCAUCCUGACCCCCAAGUUGUUCAACCUCCGAGACCAGCAUGCAGACACCCAGACCAGCCGAACCCUCCUGCUCUUGGCCAAGGCAGUGCAGAGCAUUGGCAACCUGGGGCUUCAGCUGGGUCAUGGCAAGGAGCAGUGGAUGGAACCUUUGCACCCCUUCAUCCUGUCUAGCAUUGGGCAUGUCAAGGAGUUCCUGGACUGGCUCAUCGACGUGGACUGCGAGAACGGAGCAAGUGAGAAGAAGCCCUGGGCGCUCUUCCAUCCCUCGGCCACCAUCAAGGAGGGCUACCUCAACAAGCGCAAGGCUGAGGGCCUCCACUUGGUCUCGCGGUUCACCUUCAAAAAACGCUACUUCUGGCUGAGCAACGAGAGCCUUUCGUAUUCCAAAUCUCCCGAGUGGCAGGUUCGGACAUCCAUCCCUGUCCAGCAGAUCUGUGCCGUGGAGCGUGUGGAUGACAAUGCCUUCCAGCAGUCGCACAUGAUGCAAAUCACAACGCAGGACAAUGGAGGGCAGCUGUCCACCAUGUACAUCCAGUGCAAGAACAUCAACGAGCUCAACCAGUGGCUCUCAGCUAUCCGGAAAGUGAUGGUCUCCAAUGAGUGCCUGCUGCCCUUUUGCCACCCAGGUGCCUUCCGUGGCAGCCGGUGGACCUGCUGUUUACAGACCAACCGUGCUGUUCGGGGCUGCAGCCGCACGCACUCGGCGGUGACCCUCGGCGACUGGAGCGACCCACUGGACCCAGACACAGAGGCGCAGAUGGUGUACCGGCAGCUUCUCUUGGGCAGAGACAAGCUAAGGGAGAAAUACCUGGAGUUUUCAAGCACGGGGGCCACACAGGAGCAAAGCAGCGGGGCCCAGAAAGGUAGUGAUGCAAGCGGUCGGAGGACGGCAGCUACUGCCCAACUCUUAGAAGUCAUUCAGGAUCUGCAGGAGGCCCACGAUGCCUUUGAGCGCCACGAAGAGGAAGCAAAGGCAGCAACCGACCUAGUGCCCCACCACCCUUAGGUGGGGCGCAAGCACCCCAUGUUUGUUCCGUAUUGUAAUGGUGUGUUUACAUAAGUAAGGGGAGGGGGCGCUGGGAUCCAUUGCCUGCCUUGCAAGUUGGAUGGCUUUGGAUGCAGAGUUGGGGCUUGGGAGGCAAGUUGGGUUGGUUGUAGAGAGAGAGGGUGUGAGACAGACAGACAGACAGAGAGAGAAAGGAUGGAC